This is a messenger RNA of Meloidogyne enterolobii, 867 nucleotides long. NCBI's taxonomy places the organism in Eukaryota, Metazoa, Nematoda, Chromadorea, Rhabditida, Meloidogynidae. The record is from the annotation of a GenBank genome assembly.
AUGCCUAAUCAAAAGCAAAUGGAAAAUGGAUUGUCUCCCCCAUUAAUUGAGAAUGGUUAUUGUAAUAAUUCAUUAGAAAAAAUCCAAAAACAAAAAAGAAAGAGAACACCGAGGGAAUGGUUUAAAAAAUAUUUUUGGGAAGGUCAAAAACUUCAUGGAAUUAGUGAAGAAGAAAAACAAAUACCUCUUCCUUCUAAUGCCACUUUUGAGCAAAAAAUGCUUAUAAAAUACAAAAACUUUAUUGCUUUACUUAUUCCUUUUAGUGUUGCACAAUUUAUUUGGUGGAGUUCUGCAAUUAAAUACAACUUUUUUUCUCUUUAUUCAACACAUUGGCAAAUGCCAUUAACAAUGGUUGUUGGUUCUAUUAUUGCAGGAAUGACUAGUGAAGGUGGUGGGGCUGUUGCCUUCCCUGUGAUGAUUUUCAUUCUGCACACAAAACCUCACACAGCACGCGAUUUUAGUAUUAUGAUUCAAGCAAUUGGAAUGACAAUGGCAUUUUUUGUUAUUAUUUUUAUGAGAAUUCAAAUUGAGUGGAGGGCUAUUAUAUUUGGAACUAUUGGGGCUAUACCUGGGGCUUUAAUUGGAUUUACUUUAAUUGAACCUUUAUUUAAUCCCCAAACUGAAAAAAUGCUUUUUGUGAGUAUUUGGUCUUCAUUUGCCAUUUCUCUAUGGAUUUUAAAUUGUGAAAAGAAAAGGAAAACUUUCAAUACAAUUGAAAAUUUUUGUUUUUGGAAAUGCAUUAUACUUAUUUUGACUGGAUUUAUUGGCGGUAUUUUAAAUUUUACUGUACCUAAUUUUUCUCGUUUUUAUGUGUCUUUACAUCUUUUGCUGGAAGCGGCGUUGAUAUUUGUACAUUCUCAACUUUAA